AUGCCUGGAACUGAUUUUAUAGCUAAACUUUGUUCCAUUGACGGCAAUAACUUUUGUGCCGAUUGCGGUACCAGAGCGCCCAGAUGGGCCAGUGUAAAUCUAGGUGUAUUAUUAUGUAUUAACUGUUCUGGUAUACACAGAACGCUCGGAGUUCACCUAUCUCAGGUGAAAUCUCUUACCUUGGAUAACUUGAAGCCAGAGUGGAUCAAGUCACUGAUGAGUAUCGGAAACCACGUCGCAAAUAUGUAUUAUUUAUAUAAACUUCCCCCGAAUGUUUCAAAAUACCACAUUUCUGCAGCGCCGAGCGAUAUGGAGGUUUGGAUUAGAAACAAGUAUGAAAAGAAAGUUUACGCGAUGGAAGGGCUGGAGGAGCCUUGGGUUCUGCUAUCAAAAGGAUUUAACCCUCGAGACGCCGUGUUAAACGGCACCGUUAAUUUUAAUCACCCGCACCCUCACCACGUUCAGCAGCAGAAGAUUCAUAACCCCGAGCCUAAAGCCAGGGAAGUGGAUCUGUUGCACAUGGAGCCGUUUAACUCGGCCCAAAAAAUGGCGCCCAGCAACUUCAACGACGAAUUCAACCCCUUCUCAAUAGAGUCCACCAUGAGGAACAACGAUGCAUACUGGCACAACGAUAACCAGAGUCAAAUCUCGUAUAAGGAGGAGCGCAGGGAGCAGUUGGGAGUCCCCGACGUCCCGGAGCCCGAGGAUUCGGACAAGAUCAGGGACGCCAAAAUUGACGCGGCCAAAAAUUCGAUCGCCAGGCUCUUCCAGAACCCUGCCCAGAUCGGCUUUAAGAGCAGCACCUAUAACCAGACUACUCCAAACUCAGUCGCCGGAGACACCCUGGACUUCGACAACACGGGUUUGAAGGAAAAGCUAGAAUCUGUCAACAGAAACCUGUAA
Messenger RNA from Theileria orientalis strain Shintoku, 903 nucleotides. Its product is annotated as GTPase-activating protein. Bases 1 to 903 code for a protein of 300 amino acids. The transcript has 6 exons. Gene Ontology annotation, molecular function: GTPase activator activity. The record is from RefSeq and is a predicted model, not a curated record. NCBI's taxonomy places the organism in Eukaryota, Apicomplexa, Aconoidasida, Piroplasmida, Theileriidae.